Messenger RNA from Lachancea lanzarotensis, 897 nucleotides. RefSeq names its product LALA0S14e01948g1_1. The transcript has a single exon. The record is from RefSeq and is a predicted model, not a curated record. Gene Ontology annotation, molecular function: epoxide hydrolase activity. Bases 1 to 897 code for a protein of 298 amino acids. NCBI's taxonomy places the organism in Eukaryota, Fungi, Ascomycota, Saccharomycetes, Saccharomycetales, Saccharomycetaceae.
AUGCAAAAUCCCAUUUCUCCAGUAUACCGAAAAAUUCAAGUGAAUGAAAGAGCAAAAGUAUGGUACCGCGAAGCUGGGUCUCGCAACAAACCAACAAUUCUUUUGCUUCAUGGCUACCCCACAUCUUCCAACAUGUUUCGAAAUUUGAUUCCUCUGAUUGCAACACACUUUCAUGUCGUUUCUCCCGAUCUCCCAGGAUUUGGAUUCACGACCGUGGAUGAAGACUAUACUUAUACUUUCGAUAACUUAGCCACGACCAUUUUUCAUUUUGUUAAAUCCAUCGGUUUGUCCAAAUAUAUUGUUUAUCUUUUUGAUUAUGGGAGUCCCGUCGGAUUGAGAUUAGCUCUCAAAGAUCCUUCGGCAGUUUUGGGUUUGAUUAUUCAGAACGGUAACGCGUAUGAAGAGGGCUUGGAUGAUAGAUUCUGGGGUCCCUUGAAAGACUAUUGGAGGUCUGAUCAGCAAAAUCCAUUGUUCUUAGACCAGUUGAAAAGCUUCGUCAAAGACUCAAAGAAUAUAACAUGCCAAUACUAUGAUGGUGUUUCUAAUCCAGAGAUUGUUGAUCCAUCUGGUUAUACCCUGGAUAUAGCUUUGAUGGCGCGACCAAAUCAAUCUGAUAUACAAGUCAAGCUUUUCUAUGAUUACAAGAACAAUGUGACAAUGUACACUGAAUUCCAAGAAUUUUUUAGAUCAUGCGAUAUUCCAGUGCUCAUCGUUUGGGGAAAAAACGAUGUCAUCUUCACAGUGGCUGGCGCUGAGGCCUAUAAGAGAGAUUUGAAAAAUGUAACCUUGAGGUUUUACGAUACCGGGCAUUUCGCUUUGGAAACACACGUAACCGAAAUUGCGCAUGAGAUCAUUCAGGCAUUUGGAUCUUCCACCUUGCCGGAUGCGGAAUCAUGA